AUGUCAAAAAUUAGGUUUUUAAAAAUAAAUUGCAAAAUUUUUGAAAAACUCAAAGCUGUAACCGAAAUUUUGUGAUAUCUCAAAAACUUGGUCACACUGUUAUCACAACCCCGCACUCACGGUCCAUCUCUAAAUCGCGCGCGCUUGCCGCAUUUUCUGUUAUUCUGUUUUUUUUUUUGUUGGAACUUACCGCGUUACUGUGAUCGUUGAACCCCGGCGGAAUGGCGGCUCUGAGCAACCUUAAGCAGUGUCCGCCGUUCUCCAAUCUCUCGGAUCUGUCGCUCCGCCACAACCCGGCGGAGCUGGAACGCUAUCCGGUUAUCAGUCUGCAGAAUGAAAUCUCCACAAAUGCGGCGUCGCACCGCUACUACGGCACCCAGAGCUUCGUGGCUGUGGAUGAGCGUGUCCUGAAGCGGAUCACCCGCACCUUCUUCGACGGCGGCUUCUGGGAAGCCCUGGCGGAGGCGAGGAGUACCAGAAGCCGGGAGCAGGCGCCUCGGGUAGCCCUGGUGGGCGACUGGAUUGACAAGUUCCUGGGUCUGGCCGGCGGACUAAAGCUUAAGAUCUUCCCCCACACCCAGCAGCUUAGCGGCGAAGUGAUAGCCCAGUUUGUGGAGACCAGAGAUUGGCUGAACAGCGACGUGCGCUAUGUGGCCUGGCACUGCCACUACUUCAAGCUAGCCGUGGCGGGAGUGGACGAUGUUGUCCGGAUAUACUCGAAGAACGUGAAGCAACCCAUAGUCUUGAAGAGCCCCUCCCAAACGGAUAUCACCUGCAUGGCCUGGCGACCACUCUGCUCCGGGGAAAUAGUCAUCGGCUGCCGGCAGGGCCUGUGCUUCUGGAAUGUGGACAACAGCCUGCAGCUGGGACGCGCCAAUGCCCCCAGCCAGUCAUUCAGGCAUCCCUCAAACCUGCCCAUUACCUCCAUGCAGUGGAACAAGGACGGCACCCUGCUGGCAACAUCCUCGAUCGGAGAUCGCUCCAUCACCAUCUGGCAGCCGGACAACCGGACAAUGCAGAGCCUGAACCGCCUGGGCCCACCAGGGGCGCUGAUCAAGUGGUCGCCGGAAAACGACUGGCUCUUUGCCGGCACCGUGGACCGGGUGUUUCGGGUGUGGAACUGCAACAACAAGUGGACCACGGAGCGCUGGGUGUGCGGCCCCGGUGGCCAUGUCCAGACAGCCUGCUGGUCGCCCUGCGGACGCUUCCUGCUCUUCGUCAGCAGCACCGAGCCCAUCCUCUACCGCCUGCAGUUUGUCCAGCAGAGCAUGCUUCAAGCCUCCGCUGAGGAGAAGGAGGUCCUGCCGAUAGCCGACCUGAAUGCCUGCAGCAUCGAUGCCAGCCAGACCCUGAUCGGUGGGCCGGCCCAGCAGCUGGCGUGGGACCCGCACGGCAACUACCUGGUGGUCACCUUCAAGUCCACCAACAGCAUCGCCGUCUUCCGCACCUUCAUCCAGAAGUUCGACCUGCAGAUCUCGGCGGCGUACUUCCUGAGCGGCGAGACUCCUGCGGAGCACCCGAGCUUCAUCUGCUUCCAGCCCCUCUACAGGGACAACGACCGAUCUGUCCUGACCAUUGCCUGGUCGUCCGGCCGCGUCCAGUACUACGCCUUCGACUAGAUCUUCGUUUGUUUUUGGAAUAGUUUAGUUUUUAUUUUUUAUUUGGUUCUUCUAAGUGUUGGUUCACAAUUGAAUAAAAUAACACUCGAUAGUC
Molecule: messenger RNA, 1713 nt
Organism: Drosophila bipectinata
Lineage: Eukaryota; Metazoa; Arthropoda; Insecta; Diptera; Drosophilidae
Gene: Aladin
Product: aladin WD repeat nucleoporin
Biological process (GO): nucleocytoplasmic transport
Cellular component (GO): nuclear pore
Molecular function (GO): protein binding
Source: RefSeq, a predicted model, not a curated record